This is a messenger RNA of Effrenium voratum, 2512 nucleotides long. The record is from the annotation of a GenBank genome assembly. Lineage: Eukaryota; Dinophyceae; Suessiales; Symbiodiniaceae.
UGCAGUAAUCUGGCACGGGCGUCAAAGAACUUGGCGCCUAUCGCAGCGGCCGCUCAAGAUGCAACCAGCCAAGCGGGUGAGGCCAUGGUGAGUCCCCCGUGGAAUGGGACAUCAGCGAAUGCAGCACAGACUGGGAAGCUCGCUUAGAUGGGAGUUGCUGGCAGCUCACAACCAGGUCCGAGGAUUUGGCUCCGGCGCCGACCUCCGUAGUGAUGCCAGUGGCAGCAGCGUUACGCAAUGGCCGGAGGAUGAGGCCCCGCAGUACUUGGACGUCAAGGAUGAGACCCCGCAGGUGUACUUGGACGCCAAGGUUGGCCAGUGCCAGGCGGCGCGUGCUCUGUCCACAGAGCCGGUGGCGGUGCAGGAAGUUCAGGUGGCGCACCUCCCAGUUCACGCUGCGGGCACGUUGCGGCGGGCGCCGCAGAGCGCACGGGGGCGGCUCUACGGCCCCGCCACGCCCGUUUUCGGCGUGGGCCAUCGCCGGCUGCCUUCUGGAAAAAGCGACGGGAGCUGGCGCGAGAGGGGCGCGGACUUCGAACAUGCAACGGCUCCCCCUCCACAACCUCGAGAUGUGGCGGUGGAGACGCAGAGAGAGCGACAAAUCGCGGCCGCGCCGGAACAUGCCCAGCAAGAGCCCUUCCGCGUGCUGAAGCAAAGCCAGCAGACGCAGACGGAGCGACCACUCAAAGCUGGGGAUCGGCCGGAGCCCAUCCGAGUGGUAAAGGUGGACCAGCAGACGCAGACGCGACGCAAAGCUGAGCCAGCUGCAACUGAAGUCUCUGUUACCUCUCCGUGGGAUGCAUCCUACUGGUACUUUGCCGCCUGGCGUUCUGGAGUCAUCAUCCAGAGACUCCAAAGCGAGGGGGAAAGACGUGACGACUUCAUGCGGCAGCAAGCAGCCGAGAUGCAGGCAAUGGCAAAGGAGCAUAGCCUCUUGCGUCAGCAGCUGGCUGAGUACCAGGCGCUCGCCCGUUCCGGGCGUGAGGUGCGCCCGGAGGCGUCGGACGCGGCGAUGGCAGAGCUGCGCUCGCAGCUUUUCCACGCGGAGGAGGAGGCGAUGCGGAUGCAACUGGAGGCGGUGCAGUGGGAAUCCAGGCAGCCAGAACUUCAUGCGAAGCCAGACUUGGAGGUGCUGCAGCUCAGAGAAGAGUUGGAGGAGGUGCGCCUCACCGAGGAGGAGAACGCCCAGGCCGAGUGCGCCGUGCUACGGAUGUUGCGCUCGGAGAUCAAUUCGCGGGAGCCGUUCGCGGAAGCGGCCGCGCCUAAGGCGCCGAGCCGAAGAAGCUCCCAUCGGGCGGAGCUGAUUUUGGUGCAGGAGGUGGAGGCUGCCCAGGAACGGUGCAUUCGACUCACGGAUGAGGCCCGCGUGCAGGACAUCGUAUGCCGGCGCCUGCGCUUGGACGAGGAGCACUUCCAGCAGGAGGAGGGCCGCUUCGCGCGGCAGCUGGCGCAGUGGACACCGCAGGUGGCUGAGCUCCAGACAGAGCACCAGGCGGCGCUGCUGGGCUUGAGCGAGGCUCAGGAGGCUGCUGAGAGGAACACCUCGAGGCAGCGCGAGGCCUUGGAGGCCAAAGAGGCCUCGGAGAUGCGGCGGAGCGAGGUGGAGCUGUGCCUGGCUGAGGUGGCCGUGCGGGAGGCCGCACAGUCAGAGAAACUUCAAGAGGCCCGCGUGAAGAUGGCGAUGGGGCGCCUUGAUGACCACGCUGUCCGGCUUGCGCAGAAGCUGCAACGGAUUCAGCAGCUGAGACUUCUGAGGGCCUGCGCCAUCCCCUGGUGGCACCUGGCGCACACGGCGCAGCUUUUACGGCGCUGCCAGGUGCCGGACGCGCUGGAUCUGCAGCUCGAUCUCACCGGCGGUGCGGCAGCCCUCGCUGCGGACGAGGCGUUGCGCAGGGCUGAGGCGCGGUGCGAGAUCUCUCGCCUGAAGAGCGAGGCCCUCGAGGCCGAGGUGGCUGCAGCGCUGAGCGAAGCCAAGGCGACUGGUCAGGCAGGUGGCGGAGCUGACACUGAGGACUCGCUGCAACUCUUGGAUCCACUUCAUACCGCGCACGUGAGGCAGCUGUCGCAUUGGGCCUUUGCCGGUUUGCUUUUCCUGCUGCGGACCAGCUUCCGCGCCUGGCGCGGCCAAGCUUCGUUUGCGAGCGUGCAGGCCACGGCCAGCGCCACGGCUGGCAGCCUCCAGACCUCCAGGCUGGCGCUUCUCUGCCUGCGGGCCUUGUUCGCCAUUUGGUGGCAAGCCACCAUGGCGGCCAAGGGCAGGAUCCAGUGGCUCACCGGCCAGGCCCGCUCCAUUCGCCCGGGCAUGUAUCGGCGAGCCAACCGCCGCACCCAAGGCGCGCUUCAGCUGCUGGAGCGUGUCUGGUUGCUGCGUUUUGUGCUUUCCCUUUGGUCCACCGUGGUCUUCGCCAAGGCAGACUGAAGGCAAGAGCUAGCGAGUGAUCGCAUCGGGCAAGUGCAAAUGUACAAUGCGCAGCGCUUGAAACCAAUUCAGCGGCCAAUGCUUUGACGGCUC